AUGCAGAGCUACGUCUGGCUAAUUGGCGCCUUGACCGCGCUGGCCGCCACCGCCCAGAGCGCGACCACCCAAACGCAACCCACAACGCCAUCGGCCACGCAGUUGGCCUUGGACAUGUACCAUGGCUGCCUCAAGGAUCUGAGCAUCUCGUGUGUGCGUCCCAAGGCGCUGCAGUGGUUCAACGCAGCGCUGCAACAGAACGAGGUGAGGUUAACUGAGCGUCUAUCGGUGGUGCGCACCACACAGCAGCCGGAGGCCAGCACCACUACCGGUCGUGCGCAGGGCGCCGAGCAGCAGCAGCAGCAGCUGUUCGACAACAUCGACAACUACUUGGCCAGCCAUGCACUAAAAAUUCAGGCGCCCGAAUAUUUCCGCAGCUCCGAGGCACGCUCUAUCGUGCCCGAAUAUCUGCUGCAGAAUCCCCUGACCCAAGGCGGUCUGAUACCACUCGGCGCUGCCAAUGAGGGACGUGGCAUGAUCCGCAAGGCUGUGCUGCCCUUCUUGCUGGGUCUCAAACUGAAGACCACAGUGCUGAUGCCGCUGGUUCUUGGUCUGAUCGCGCUGAAGACCUGGAAGGCCAUGACGCUGGGUCUGCUCUCGCUGGUGCUGUCCGGUGCUCUGGUCAUCUUCAAGAUAGCCAAGCCCAAGAUUGUUAACUAUGAAGUGGUGCACUAUCCCCAUCAAGUUGAACAUGUGGUGCCGCAUCACAUCGAGCACAUUGUGCCACAUCACAUCGAGCACAUUGUGCCCCAUCACAUUGAUCAUCAUCUGGAUCAUCAUUUGGAUCACCAUGUGGAUCUGCCCGUGGAGCACAUUGAGCACUUGGAGCAUCCCUCGCCCGCCUGGGACCCCCAUGCCUGGGCACGCUCCUCCCAAGAGCCGCAAGACGCACAGGACAUGGCCUAUGCGGCACAGAAAAGACGUUGA
This is a messenger RNA of Drosophila hydei, 927 nucleotides long. RefSeq lists its product as uncharacterized. The coding region runs from base 1 to 927 and encodes 308 amino acids. The transcript is spliced from 2 exons. The record is from RefSeq and is a predicted model, not a curated record. NCBI's taxonomy places the organism in Eukaryota, Metazoa, Arthropoda, Insecta, Diptera, Drosophilidae.